Molecule: messenger RNA, 4929 nt
Organism: Klebsormidium nitens
Lineage: Eukaryota; Viridiplantae; Streptophyta; Klebsormidiophyceae; Klebsormidiales; Klebsormidiaceae
Source: the annotation of a GenBank genome assembly
GGCUGAAUCUCUCAGAUUGAAUCUGAAGGCCAAGCCCCCAUGUUGCUUGGCAAUGCAUUGUGCUUGUAACCAGCUGGGUAGCUGGGUCCAGGACAAGCCAUCAUUGCGAAGCCGGGCAGAAGAAGUACGCCGAGGAUGUCUCGAUGGGGCACAACAGAUCGCAGUUGCCGUGGGCAAACAAUUAGCUUUCCAUGAUCACUGCUUACAUCAAAUACGAAGGGCGUCCCCACCUGUCCUGAAACAUUGCUACUUUUGUGACCUAGUGCGCAGUGAAUAUUGAUCUGGCGGUGGUGAUCUCAGUUCCAGAGCUACGUAUGCACGCCCUCUUCAAAGAUCAUGGCAGAUUGCUGAGUCUGAGAGGCUCUGAGGAGAAUACUUGAAACUUGCUGCACAAUGGAUCAAAGAUUCGUGGUGACAUACACAAGACACAAGACGAAGAAAAGCAAGACAUAUCAGGAUGGGGAACUCAAACUUGUACGUCAAGGUCUUGCCUGGAAGGCCAUCCUCUUUGACGAUGGCGGAACCAUGUUGCAGGAGAUGUCAGUCAAAGAUGUUGGUUCAAUUUCUGAAGACAAUGACAUAGAGUUCCCAGGCUUCCUUGUGAGGGUAGAUAGUGAGGUACAAUGUGCCAUUAACAACUGCAGUACAGGAAGACCUUCUGCCUGCGAGUCCUCAAUUCCAAGUCAAACAAGAAAAAAUUUCGCAAAAAGGCCUGCUUUCACCAAUCCGAGAAGGAAGGACGUAAACUUAGAGAUCCAGAUAUCCAGCCAACCUCACAUGGCAAAGCCUCCAGAAUGUAGAAGGGCUUCAGAUAUUCUGUCCCUGCUUCGAGGACCCAGGACAAUUAAUAGAGGGGACGACAAGGUUUCAAGCCCCCUCAACAGAAAUGAAGCAGAUUCCGCUCAAACCCCCGUGGUUCACAGGGCCACGUCUGAGAUGCGUUUAGGCAGUGCUCAGUAUGCAGCCGGUCCGCUAAAGUCCACAUGGGUGCCAUUACACCAUAGUGUUCACUUAGUCAAGAGCUCAGCAAACAAGCAGCAGGGGUCAAAGAUAGUUCAGUCGCGGAAAUUUGUAACCCCCCGACCCUUAACAAAAGGAGUGGAAACAACGGCUGGUCUCGGCAAGCGGUCUAUUCCUGGAGGGACAGCGCAAGACCGAACCAUUCCGGGUAGAAGCAAUCCUGGGCUGUUCGUUUUCGUGGGAGACAGCAACCCGCCUCAGAGUCGCCAGAAGGCGAUUGCAGAUUCAUACCUUCAGUUCCUCGACUACAAAUGCGCUUUGAUGGAAGCUCUGAUCGAAGAGAUCAACCUUCAGAUCGGGCAGUUAGCCCGGAGCUUCUUUGACGGGCGCAAAGAAGCCCUCCUCGUUGUUGAUACGAGGACCCCGUGUUGCAAGCAUGGUCCUGCACAACUACGCUUUGUUGGCAAGGAAGGGCCGAACAAGGGCCGUCCAUUCUACUCUUGUCCGGACAAGAAUCAGGACAAGUGUCUCUUCCAGUGGGCGGAUCAGAAAUCACAGCAAUCGAGAAAUGAGAACGUCAUCGACGAAGGCACCCCAGACCUUGACCCCGCUGUCCUGGCAAGUGCUCUGCGGUCUCGAGGCGUCUUCUUCCAUCAGGACGUGCAGCUGUCUCAAAAGCCCUGCUCGUUUUCAAACAAGAGGAAGGCCUACGACGAGGUCGAGCCGUCCAAGCCCGCCGUUUUCCAGCUGCAGAUCGACAAGGUGGCUAAGGCCGGCAAGAUGAAGGAAGAAUUCUCCAUAGACGAUAUCUGGGUCGUGAGCUCCAACCCUCGCUUUACUUGUCAUGAGCGGAUGGACUUCGUCGCGGUUGCAACAAGCACAUUCCAUGGCCCGUCGAGUACAGGGCAUGUAGAGGUGAAAUUCCACGGACAGAAGCCUCCCGCCGACAUGGAUCAACCGGUGUUUGCGCUGCAUGGAGCUUCCAUACAAACAGAGCUGGCCAUGCUAGAGACCGUCAAAUCUCUGCAGCCUAGUAGCUUUCCUCUACUUCCGCUAAUGUGGAAAGCUCCCGCGGGUCCUGAUACCUCAGGGGACGCUCCGUCCAAGGGAGGAGAGGCGGCAAUGCUUGCGUUGCGGACCGUCGAAAGGUUUCGACUGAACGAAGAUCAGGCGGCGGUGCUUCGAAGAUGUGCUUCCUGGUACGACAGGGAUCAGUUGACAGGGGAUUCACGGAAGGCGUUCAAUCCGGCUCUCUGCUUGGUGCACGGGACAUUCGGGUCAGGAAAGAGUACUCUCCUCGUGGCUCUGAUCUUCUUUCUGGUAGAGCUCUUCGAGAUGACGAACGACACAACGAGCCGGAUACUGGUUUCUGCUGCCACCAACGUUGCAGUGGACAGGAUACUGCUUGGACUCCUGAAGCAUGGUUUCAAUCGCUUUGUCCGUGUUGGUUCGAGGAACUUUGCACCGGCCCUGAAAGAGUACACUCUGCACAAUGACACGGAGGAGGAAAAGGAGAUCAUGGACGAAAGGAAGAGCCUUCGAAAGGAGGAAGGAGUCGCUUUGGGUGGAAGGAGGGUGCGCGAAGAGAUCAAGGAGCUUGACGCCAAGCUUCGAGUAGCUCGCCGGAAGAGACUAGAGGACGCAUUGGUUGUUGGGGUGACAUGCUUCUCAAGCUCUCACGAUGUGUUGAAAGGGAUGACUUACAAGGUCUGCCUCCUCGACGAGUGCUCCCAGAUGCCGGAGCCGCUCAGCCUGAUGCCGCUUGCCAUCCUAGGAUGCGAAAAACUCGUGGCCGUUGGGGAUCCGGCCCAGCUGCCCCCGCAGCUCACUGGCAGCAGUUCUGCUAGCAAGGAAGAUGACAUAGAGGCUGGAUUGCAGAAGAGCGGCAGCGGGCAUGGCUUGGAAAGGGCAAUGUUUGUGCGCCUGGCUGAGAUUGGACACACCCCCAUCAUGCUACGCACUCAGUAUCGGUGCCACCCCUUGGUCAGCGCCCUCCCCAACAAGCUGUUCUACGCCGGACGACUGCUGGACGGAUGCAGUGCUGCCGACAGGGCCGCACUCGUGGCCGGUCUGCCUGCUCUGCUCUUCCUGGAUACUCGCCAGGAAGCACAGGAAGCGCGGGAUGCAUCCUCGAGCUACUACAACGACUACGAGGCCAACCUCGCGGCCAGGAUGGUCAACAAGCUCAUUGACAAGGGCUGUAGACCUGGCCAGAUAGGGGUCAUCGUCCCCUACAGGGCACAGGCUUCCAAGCUGAACUCGUUGCUGUCGGAGCUUCAGAGCGGCACUCAGCCCAAGAAGCGCCGUCGUAAGGCUGCUCUCGAGGACGAGGAUCAGCUGAGCGACUUCGUCCAGGUCUCGACAGUCGACGCAUUUCAGGGGAUGGAGAAGGACAUCAUCAUCCUGUCGUGCUGCCGCACUAACGGCAUCGGCUUCCUGGCUUCCCCUCACCGGCUGAACGUGGCCAUGAGCCGGGCCCGGAACCAUCUGCUCAUCAUCGGCUGCGCUCCCAACCUGCAAACGUGCCCCAUGUGGAAGGAGCUGCUGACCUGCAUACGAAGGACACCACUGGCCUAUCGUCCGGCUUCAGCACCACUGCCCGGCCUGGAAGUUCCCCCCGUCCUGCCGCAGCCCCAACUCCUUCCCCCGCCCUCCGAGCCCAAGCCGUCCGCCUCUCCAGAGCCCGUGCUAGCCAGUCCAACCGGUCGCCCUUCCCCACAAGACGGCCCUUUCCUUGGUCCCCUGGAGAAAAGACACGGAGUCGAGGCCGCCACCCAGCAGCUGAUGAGCUUACCGGCCAGUAGAGCCUCAGAAACGCCAGCGGGCAGUUGUGAGGCAGCCUCGUCCACCAUCUUUGACUUUCUCGGUCCCAGGGGGCAAGGCUCGUUGGCUGAGGCGCUGGCUGAGGAGGCGGCCGUACAUGAAGCAGCGGUUCGUACCGGUCAGGGCGAGGGUACCGGGGCAAGGCGGCAGCCGGAAAAGUGCAGCAGGCCUGAGGAGUCCAGUUCAGCGUCUCUCGAUGAUAGCGACAUCGAGAGUCCAUCAGGUCGAGAGACAGAAGUGGAUGGUGACCGACCGUCCCUGGACUUGUGCUCGCGCGCUAUGGAAGACGCGCUGGACGCCGCCAACUUCGGGCUCCAGGACUACUGGAUUGGGUACUCCCGGUACAGGCUGUCUACGUUUGACUCGACCGCAGCCCACAGACAGGCGUUCCUUGACUCAAAGAUGUGUCGAGUCCUGGGUUCGGCAUUCGGCGUCGCGACCGACCGCUGGCGGCCCAAUCUGGGCAAGCUGGUCAGGGAAGCGCGCAUCAUGAUGGAGGACUACCUUGAGAGCAGGCACGGGGAAGGCUGCACGGCCGUCAGGCGACUGAUCCCCCAGUUCGAAGACGUCGAUGAGCUGAAGAAGACCGAGUUUGGGAGACGGCUCAUCGAAGAAUCGCUGGACGAGGAAGCCGCAGAGGCAUCCGCAGCCGGCGUAAUACGGUCGGUACACCCGUCGGCCAAGAUUGUUCCCGCCCAAGGUUCCUUCGCCAAGGCACUCGGGGAGCUGAAGGCAAGGCUCGAUGUUGAACCCUCGUCCAGGAUCGGAAGAGACGGCAGCGGUCAGUCCUCUUCAGAUAGUGAUGACAGCGAUCGAUCGCCAGAGGGCUUAUUGCGGAUUAGAAAACGAGCCCGAUUACAGAGAGAAGCCGACUUCGAUGCUCCCUCGUUUGACCUAGGCAUAGACUGAUCGUCCGUGAUGGAAGAAAUCAGAAUUGGCUUGCCAGGCGGGUUGUCAGCCAUUUGAACAUGUUGAUCACACGUCGACGAAGUUGAUCAUUGUCGUUGCUGCUUACUGGCUUUGAGUAAGGAUGCAUAGCAUCUCGCUAACGAAAGAUACAAAUUGAUUGAUACACUGGGCCGAGUCGGCUUCAGUAGAUAGACAGGGAUUCAGGCACCUUUCGUACUGUUCCGCAUGCUCAGCCGC